AUGCCGAAACGAAGACGGAGCAAUGAUGAUACUGGCAAGCAGCCAGCGCCAGCGAAACGAAGUCGCACCGGGUCCAAGCGUCAUCUGCUGGACAUCAGCGACGAGAUUCUCCUGCGCAUCUUAUCAUUUCUCCCUAUCAAAGACUUGCUGAAGACCGAGUGUGUCUCACGCCGACUUUAUUCCCUCGCUACCGAUCGCGGAAUCUGGAAGGUGAAAUAUAUGCAAACAUGGGUGCGGCCGCGCUUGCGACGGCUUCCACCUGCAGGCACAGGGCACCACGAUCACUCGGUCGAUUGGAAAAGCCGGUUCAGGAUUAAAUCAAAUUGGUCAAAAGGCCAGGCCAGAUUAAAGGAGGUUGAGGUCGCUCAGCCGCCUGCACCACCCGUGAUUGCGAAAGUCCAUCGGGGCAUGAUAUUCACGGUCGAUCCAACCAAUGGCUUGCGAAUUUGGUCUCAGCGGGAUGUGACCAAGACACCAAAGGCGCAGGCUCAACUUCAUGGACCGUCGACCGCCACCUGCAUGGCUGUAGAAUCCAUCGACGACACAACCUAUAUCUUGCUUGGGUUCGACGAUGGAUCUCUCUCGAUUUACAUCUACGAUCAUGAGGGCCAGAUCGAGCGCCGGUCAAGCCUCCAGUCCGCGGACGGAUCCCUAAUGGCUAUUUCUCUAGCUUUUCCCUACGUGAUGACGGUCUCCAGAACAAAGUACCUGAGCCUGUAUCAGUGCGACUCGAAGGGGAUUCGAGACGGAAACGCGAUCGAUAUAUCGACAAUUGCUCGACUGCAGUCCGAUGCCUCCUUUGCGCCCAUUUCGGUAGCCUUAAGACGCGCCCCAGACCAGGUCAUUGCGACUAUCGCGUAUGCGUUUAGCAGAUUCCAGUCCGGAUGGUGUGUUGGGUUACAGGAAAUUCGUCUGUCCACCGCCGGCAGAGUCCUGGACAGCAGAUUGGCGUCAACCUUGGGCCGUCCCUACACAGGCUGGAGCAAAGGGGAUAUGACCACCCGAUCGACAAGUUCUCUGCCGUUGCCUCUGCACCCUCAACUGAUGAAUCCGCCUACCUCUCUUUCUUACCAACAUCCGUUUCUGAUCGGGACCUUGGCAGACAACACAAUCAUAUCGUUCCUCGUGACUUCAAAUGAUGAAAAGCUAGAGAUUAGCGCCGGACGACGUCUUUGGGGUCACACGUCGGCAGUAUCAGGCGCAGAAGUCAACAACCGGGGCAAAGCCGUGUCGAUCAGCUCUCGCGGAGAUGAAAUGCGAGUUUGGGAACUGGAACCUGUGAUGGCCACUGAAAACCAACCUCGGGCCAGCACUCAGAUCAUAGCGGUCGAUGCACUGUGUGGUGGCGCUGAACUAUUGCGGGGGCGAAGUCCCACGCUGGGAUUCGCCUUGGGCGAGCUAAGACGCGAGAUGGAGCUCACGCGACGAUGGGUUGGCUUCGACGAUGAACAGGUGGUGGUGCUGGGCGAACGAGGUCAACGACAGAUUAUGGCAUUGUACGAUUUUACGUAG
Molecule: messenger RNA, 1512 nt
Organism: Fonsecaea nubica
Lineage: Eukaryota; Fungi; Ascomycota; Eurotiomycetes; Chaetothyriales; Herpotrichiellaceae
Exons: 2
Coding region: 1-1512 (503 amino acids)
Molecular function (GO): protein binding
Source: RefSeq, a predicted model, not a curated record